Molecule: messenger RNA, 1825 nt
Organism: Manis pentadactyla (Chinese pangolin)
Lineage: Eukaryota; Metazoa; Chordata; Mammalia; Pholidota; Manidae
Product: GRB2-associated-binding protein 3-like
Exons: 10
Coding region: 2-1825 (607 amino acids)
Source: RefSeq, a predicted model, not a curated record
CAUGAGCGCGGGCGACGCGGUGUGCACAGGAUGGCUCGUCAAGUCGCCCCCCGAGAGGAAGCUGCAGCGCUACGCUUGGCGCAAGCGCUGGUUUGUCCUCCGGCAGGGCCGCAUGAGCGGCGACCCCAACGUCCUGGAGUACUACAGGAACAAGCACUCAAGCAAGCCCAUCCGUGCCAUAGACCUCAGCGAGUGUGCAGUGUGGAAGCAUGUGGGCCCUGGCUUCGUUCGGAAGGAAUUUCAGAAUAAUUUUGUGUUCAUUGUCAAGACUACUUCUCGUACAUUCUAUCUUGUGGCCAACACCGAGGUGGAAAUGCAGGUGUGGGUGUACAGUAUCACUCAGGUCUGCAACCUCGGCCACCUGGAGGGUGGUGCAGCAGAUUCCAUGGAGAGCUUUUCUCGCAUGCCAUCCUCCCUCCAGCCAUCCCCUGCCAGCUGCCUUCAUACCAGCCAUGCUGUCAGCUCCUCCUCGUCUGGAGAUGACCCAAGGACUAAUACCACAGUCACUGAGGAAAGGAGAAGUGAGUCAGAGUUUCUCUCCCUUCCUGAUUACACGAUUCUGUCCAACUGUGAGACUGGAAGACCACGCCAGGCCAGUCUACCCACCAGAUGUGAUAGCUGGUCCAACUCAGAUCGCUCGUUGAAACAGGCUUCCUUCGAUGACGUUUUUGUUGACUACCUGCAGCCCCUGCCCUCUAGUACCUUGGUCCAUGCCUCACGCCAUGGGAAUGGAUCUCAGAAGGCACCUCCCAUGAGGCCUCAGGCUGCCCUGAUCUGGAGUAGAGAUAUCAGUGGGCCAUCCACGGACCGCUUUUCUUCACCAUUGCUGAAAACUUCCUUAAAUUCCACCAUUCAUGUAGAUAAAAACCAAGGUUCCUUGCCCUAUGGGGUAAAAGAAGUAGACAUCAUGUUCAACACGCCACCUCCCCGCCCCCCUAAGCCAAGCUAUCUCUCUGAACGGCGCCAAGAGGAGCAGCACAUGUGGAGUGGGCACAGCGGCAUCCAGAAGGCAAAAUGCACUGCGGCACAGAGAAGAAUCUCUCUUUCUGGUUUAGAUAAUGUGCCAACCUGGAAAGCUGAUGUAGAAGGCCAAUCCUUAAGACACCGAGACAAGCGGCUUAGUUUAAAUUUGCCAUGCAGGUUCUCCCCGGUGCGCCCCACAGCCUCGGCCAGUGUUGAAGACAGCUACGUGCCCAUGGGCCCGGUGCGCCCCACAGCCUCGGCCAGUGUUGAAGACAGCUACGUGCCCAUGGGCCCCCAGCCCAUUGCCUCUGGUCUUGGACCUCACUUCAGCCCUAAUGACUACAUCCCAAUGAGCUCAGGAAUCAUCCCAAGCCCAUUGUCUGAGCUGCCUGCAGACCUGGAGCCACCCCCAGUGAAUAGACAUCUCAAGCCUCAGAGGAAACCACGGCCACCUCCUCUGGAUCCAAGAAACCUGUCCACCAUCCGGGAGCACACAUCUCUAACCAGGUCCUGCACUGUGCCUUGCAAUCGAACCAGAUUUCUCUCUCCGGAAAGAAAUGAUAUUCAUUCUGCAAGAUUUUUUGCCCAUUCUGUUUCCAGAGAAGAGGAAGAAAGCUACAUCCAAAUGGAGAAGCACAGAACCGCCAGUUCCCUGAGCAGUGGAGCUCUGACGUGGACAAAGAAAUUCAGCCUGGAUUAUUUAGCCCUGGACUUCAAUUCGGCAUCACCCGCUCCUGUACAGCAGAAACUUCUUCUGUCAGAAGAGCAAAAAGUUAACUAUGUCCAAGUGGAUGAGCAGAAGACACAGGCUCUUCAGAAAACAAAGCAGGAGUGGACGCAUGAGAGGCAGUCCAAAGUGUGA